Molecule: messenger RNA, 867 nt
Organism: Cydia pomonella (codling moth)
Lineage: Eukaryota; Metazoa; Arthropoda; Insecta; Lepidoptera; Tortricidae
Product: isochorismatase domain-containing protein 1-like
Exons: 5
Coding region: 85-693 (202 amino acids)
Cellular component (GO): cytoplasm
Source: RefSeq, a predicted model, not a curated record
UGCUUUUCUUUCUAGUUGGUUGAGUUGGUUCAGUUCAGUGUUUAUUUUACGUAUUUGCCGGUUUAAACACUAAAUUCAUACAUAAUGGCCCGUAAUAUUGUAAAACUAGGUGCUUUAGAAGCUCAGAGAACAGCAUUCCUCCUGUGUGAUAUCCAGGAGACAUUCAGGCCUCAUGUAAAACAUUUUGGCGAAGUUGUUAAAGUGGCUAAUAAAAUGAUGGAAGCUGCGAAACACUUCAAAAUCCCGGUUUACGUCUCAGAGCAAUACCCCAAAGGGCUCGGACACACAACUAAGGACAUUGACGUGUGUAACGCGGCCCUUGUGUAUGAAAAAACUAAGUUUUCAAUGUACACUCCAGAGCUGCAAGAGAGACUAAAGAAAGAUGUGCCAUCGUUGGAGACUGUGGUCUUAUUUGGGAUUGAGGCCCAUGUAUGCAUUGAGCAGACAGUCAUCGACCUACUGAAUGAGAACAUCUCUGUCCAUGUCUUGGCUGAUGGAGUGUCGUCUAGGUCUUUGAUGGACCGUGGAUUGGCUUUGCAGCGCAUGCAAUCCAUAGGCACCUUCAUAACCACCUCAGAAAACGUCCUCUUCAAAUUGAUGAAGGACAAAAACCACCCCGCCUUCAAACACAUUUCUAAGUUGAAUAAAGAACCUACGGUGGAUACGCUUGGAUAUACGAUGUCGAAACUGUAGAAACUAGCGUCUUCAAACCAUCGGCUGCUUCGUCGGAACUUCAGAAAACGUACUAUUUAAGCUAUUGAAGGACAAAAAUAAUCCGGCUUUUAAACAAAUAUCCAAACUUAAUGUUGCACCUACUCCGGACGAAUUUGGCGCGCAAACUUUGGAAAAUAAAUUACAUUAAUAAGU